Messenger RNA from Diorhabda carinulata, 4377 nucleotides. RefSeq names its product monocarboxylate transporter 13 (gene hrm). Lineage: Eukaryota; Metazoa; Arthropoda; Insecta; Coleoptera; Chrysomelidae. Bases 342 to 2210 code for a protein of 622 amino acids. The record is from RefSeq and is a predicted model, not a curated record. Gene Ontology annotation, molecular function: monocarboxylic acid transmembrane transporter activity. The transcript has 3 exons. Gene Ontology annotation, biological process: monocarboxylic acid transport; transmembrane transport.
UAAUUCAUUCGUAUAUAAUUGAUUACUAACAACAGCCGUUCGCAACAAAUACAUAAAAUAUUAUGGCCUUCAACAAUCACACAAAACUGUGUGAGUGUAUUUACUAAAACGAAGCCUUCUAUCAAUAAAAUGUUGCGAUAAACUCGCGCUGCCUCAUCUAGAAAAAGCAAGGGCUACUGCCAUUACGUGUCUGUACAAUGAUAAGUUUUUAUUUCUAAUCGUUGAAUAAAAUAUUAAAUUAGUUGUUUGUACUAGUUUAUUGUGCGGUACAAAGUGUGUUAGGCGCGUAGUGCAACCAAAACUCCCACAGUAGCAAAUCCUAAUUAGUUAGUGAUUCCAAAAUGCCUACAAGGUCUGAAUAUAGUGAAAGAGAAGCAUGCGAACCUUUGGUGAUAAAAACAGGAAGUCUCUCGACUACCAAGAUUGAAGACUCCAUCUGUAAACCCAUCGAUAAUGUUAGAAGAAAUAAAAGUGUUAUCUUGUUAGAACAUAAAAAGAAUGAUAAAAACAUGGUGAAAUGGAAAUUGGUACCACCUGAUGGCGGAUGGGGGUGGUUGGUGUUAUUCGGAGCCACGAUGGUCAACAUUUUGGUGCCAGGCACUAUCAAAUCUUUUGGAGUUCUCUUUGUUGAAUUCUUGGAAGCAUUCGAUUCAACCACAGCAGAAGGAAUGUGGAUACCAGCUCUGUGUUAUUUUUUGUAUAGUUCGUUAGGUCCAGUUUCGAGUAUACUUUCAGUAAGAUAUUCUUACAGAUUAGUAACAAUUCUAGGAGGUAUUUGUGCUGCUGGAGGAAUGAUACUAAGUUUUUGGGCCAGCUCUGUAUAUUUUCUUUAUGCAAGCUAUGGCGUUUUAGUAGGAAUUGGUGCAGGACUGUCAUUUCCACCAACUGUUUAUAUAGUCUGCAGUUACUUUCUCAAAUUGAGAGGAGUAGCUAAUGGAAUAUGUAUUUCUGGAUCUGCAUUUGGAUCGAUUAUAAUUCCUCCUAUACUUCGCAUAUUGCUAGUUACAUACGGAUACAGAGGUGCUGUGCUACUCAUGGGCGGACUUACUUUGAACGUUUUUGUAGCUGCAUUGUUUUAUGAUAGAGUAGAAAAGCACAUGAAAAAAGAACAAGUUACUUCAGAUGAAGAAAAUGAGGAAAAAAGAGCCAAGUUUACUAUAAGUAAUAACGAGAGUUUAACAUCUCUCCACAAUACACCUCAAAACGAUUCAUUUUUGGAGCACAUAGAAAAGACAACCGACAAUUUUAAUCGCAGCGCAUCAAGUGUAGCUAUGCAAAACAUACAACCUCAACAAAGAGAAAGAAAGGUGAGCAUGCCUCAAAGUCGACAAGAAAUACUCAAAGCAAAAGCUAAAGAAAGUAUGUACAGUAGUUCCACACUACAUCCUGUAUCAGAGAAAGGUAAUAGUACAGCGAUGGAUUUUUACUCUCAAACUCGUCUUCCAAGUAGUAGGCGUAGAUCUAUCGCCCCUCGCAGAAGUACUUCAACUAGCUCUUUCCAAUAUGUUAGUACUCCUUAUCACGGAAGUACUUUAACCUUACAGCCCGAAAUUUUUGCAAGUUCUUUUAGCUUACGUUCCAAUAAAUCCAAAACUAUUCUUGAAGAAGAGGUUCAAAAGCCCAAGUUACUAGAUUUAAGUCUUCUCAAAGAUCCUAUUUAUUUAAUUAUUUUAAUUUCCAAUGCGACAAAUGCUAUCAGUUAUACUAACUUCAUUAUAUUGCUUCCAUCUUAUGCCAAAUCUUUAGGUUUUGACAAAGACCAAGGUGCUAUGCUGCUAUCAAUAGUAUCGGCAUUUGAUUUAGUUGGUCGAAUAGGUGGUUCGGCUUUAUCUGAUUUAACUUCAUUUCCUAAAUGUUACUAUUUUGUCGGUGGACUUUUAUUAUCUGGCAUUUCCCUAAGUUUAUUGCCACUUUUUAUCAACUAUUGGAUAAUUGCAGCCUUUUCUGCUAUUUUUGGUCUAGCAUCUGGUACAUACGUGGGUAUUACAGCUAUUGUGAUGGCUGAUAUGCUAGGAUCAGAAAGAUUGCAGUCAACUUAUGGUAUGGGGCUGUUUGUCAACGGUAUUUUGCAAUUAAUAGGUCCCCCGUUAUGUGGAUUGUGGUACUCUCAAGUUAAUUCAUUUGUAUCACUUUUCAUUUGUCUAGGCAUUGCUCUAACUGCUGGUGCAAGUUUAUGGAGUAUUAUUCCUUGUAUUGGAGAAAAAAAAUAAUGACAUUACAAUUAUGAAUACUCAAACUGCUCUGUUAAAUUCCAUAGUACAAUUGAAUCCAUUUAUUUUAAUACUUAUUUGUACUUAUUUUAGAUUUUAUUAUUAAGGAUUGGAAUUAUGAUGGCAUUUUUAUAUUAUUUAUGUUAUCGUAACUUAAGGGGUGUAUUUUAAAACUAUUUUUCAUCGUUAGUUGUUGUCAUAUUUUAAUAUACAAAAAAGAUGCAACUUUAAAUUCAAAUUAUUCACAGUUUCAAUGCAAUUUAUAAGGUAACAUUACAAAGUUUGCCUAAAUUGUUAGUUCUUUUCUAUCAUUAAUAGCUUUCUUAUUAAUAACUUUCUUCUUCUUCUUCUUCUUCUUCUUAUACAACGUAAUAAAAAAGCUAUGAAAAAAUAUAAACAAUUCAAAUAAAAUAUCUUAUAAAUUGCAAAGUAACUGUGAUUAAUUCGAAUUUAGUGUUGCUUAUUUUUUGGGUUUUAAAAUGUGACAUUUGAAAAAACAUAAUUGUAUGGUUAAACCCAGAUUUCCUUUUGAUAUUCAUCUAUUAAUUGAUAUAAUAAUACAAGUUGUUAAUGUUAGAUUAUAUUUUGAUAAAGACCGAAAUUAGGUCGAAACGUCAAAGAUAAUUUCUAUAAAAAUACAAAUACAUUAUACAAGACCAUUUACUUACGAACAUAUGCAUAUAGAACUAGAAUAUUGGAGAUUGCAGCAAAUUUGAAACUGAUAACUCUUUAAAAAGAGUUUAUCGAUUCAAUAUGAAUGAAUGACGAAUAUUUAAUUAUUCGAAGCCUCGGAAUAUAUAUUAAAAAGAGCACACCUUGGUGUUUUAUUUGCCACAAUCCCACAACAUAAGCGUUUAUAUAUAUAUGUAUAUAUAUAUAUAUAUAUAUAUAUAUAUAUAUAUAUAUAUAUAUUUAUUUUAUUAUUUCUUACACCUUUUUUUAAUUGAUAAAGAUUAAUAAAAAAUUGACGUUUCGACUUAACUCAGUCCUUAUCAAAAUAUGAUAUUGACACUGACAAUUUGCGUAUUUAUAUUAAAUUAAUACAUCAUUAACAUCAAAAUAAGAAUAAAAUCAAAAUAAGAAAUUUGUCCUAAUAAGAAAAAUUAAUUUUUCCUCAGUCCUUACAUAUCAGAUAUGUAGCAGUAUUUAAUCAAUUUAAUUAUUUGUAGUUUUAUUAGAAUUUACAAAAUCAAAUUUUAAAUUUUACUUAAAUUAUUUAGGUCCUUUUUAUCCUUUAUAGUUUUUCGGUAAUACAUAUGGUAAGGAAAAAUGUUUCUGUUAUUUUUUCAAUUGAUUUUACUAGUUGUGACGCUGUCUACAUAGGGCAGACCUCUCAGUAUUUAGAAAGUAGACUAAAAGGUCAUCAAUACGAUAAAAAAAUAGAACUGCAUCAACGAACCAUGAAAUACCAAAAAAACGUAAAUUCAAUUAUAAAGAUUCAAAAAUUCUUGGAACGGAAUCUAAUAAAGGUAAAAGAGAAUUUUUAGAAAUGGUUCACGUUCAUAAGAACGAAAAACUAUAAAUGAUAAAAAAAAUCUAAAUAAUUUAAGUAAAAUUUAAAGCUCUAUUUUGUAAAUUCUAAUAAAACUACAAAUAAUUCAAUUGAUUAAAUACUGCUACAUAUUUGAGAUGUAAGGACUGAGGAAAAAUUAAUUUUUAAUAAUAGAAUAAAUUUCUAUUUUGAUUUUAUUCCUAUUUUGAUGUUCAUGAUGUAGUCGAUCUUUGAUUUAAUAUAAAUAAGCAAAUUGUCAGUGUCAAUAUCAUAUUUUGAUAAAAUCUGAAGUUAAGUCGAAACGUCAAUUUUUUAUCAAUCUUUAUCAAUAUGUCAAUUAAACAAACUAAUAUUGAAACAGAAGAGACCGAAAAUCAAGAACAUUUAGAAGUAUUAAUAUUACAAAAUGUAUAAGAAAUAAGGAAUUAAUAAAUUCUUGAUUUUAUGUUAUUAAUUAAAAUUUCGUUCAAGCAUAUAAUAUUGACGUUUCAACUACUUUCAGUCUUUAUCAAAAUAUGAUUUGGAAUGGCAAUUUGCGCAUUUAUAUUGAUCAAUAGAUCAAUAUCAAAAUAAAAAUAUAAUAGAAAUCGGUUCAAACUUGUUUUCACAUCUCAAAAAUAUGUAGCAGACAUCUAUCAAAUUAUUAGUAGUUGCAUUAAAAUUUAUGAAAUAGAA